AUGGCCAACGGUUCCGGUAGCGGAGGCACUUCGCUGGCUCCUACGCCAACCCAUCCACACCACUUAUCCCGGGAACCGAGUCGAGAAGACGUGGAAAUGGCUGAACAACUCAGCCAGUUGAACCAGGCCCAGGACAAUCGCGCCUCGAGAAUAACAUCGCCUCCGCAAGCUCACCAAGCCGCGACCCCACCCCCAGCGCAUACCCCCGAAAUCUACCACUCUCUCGAGGAUUCGCGACCUUUGCGGGAAAGCGAGCAACCAGAGCAGCCCUCAAUGCCCACUACUCCAGCGUCCCUCGCUCAGCCCAAUCUUGGCUCGGGGAACGCGCUUAUCACAGGCCAAGUCUGCAGCAACUGCGGAACCACGAAAACACCCCUGUGGCGGCGAUCGCCUGCUGGAGAAACUAUCUGUAAUGCUUGUGGUUUGUACCAGAAGGCAAGAAACCAGUCACGCCCAACUAAUCUCAAGCGCAACACCACAGCCCAACCUACCCUGCCCAUUCACCAAAACCCAGCGCCAGGCCAGGGACAUGACCGAAGCGCUUCACCAGCAGUAGCAGGUGUCUCACCGAGGCCUGCAACCUACGUCGCAUCGGACCAUGAAGCCGCUGGAACUUGUCCUGGUGGCGGUAGAUGCAAUGGCAUGGGAGGUCAGCAAGGCUGCGGUGGAUGCCCCGCCUUUAACAAUCGUGUGUCCAAGACGGCUCAGUUUGCACUGGCACAGACUAGUGGCCCUUCAAUCGCCACUGGAUCCGACAGAGGAGCAUCGGCGGCGACGAGCGCAAUUCCCGCCUGCCAAAAUUGCGGAACCACAGUGACGCCUCUUUGGAGAAGAGAUGAGGCUGGACAUACCAUCUGCAAUGCCUGUGGCCUCUACUACAAGCUUCAUGGCUCACAUCGACCGGUCGAGAUGAAGAAGCAAGAGAUCAAGCGCCGGAAACGUAUCGUUCCUGCCGACAGCAACAGUACUCAAGCGCCGUCUUCGAUUGCCGGCUACUCACCUCAACCCCGCGCAACGCACACUCCGGCUUUCGAGCACUCAGUAUCGCCCGAUCCGUCCACUGCAAUCGAAUCGAGCGAGCUUCCCUCGGGGGUCAGAGCACCCGUACCGGUCGACUUCACCACCUACCUGGGCAAAACUGCUCACCUGGGCCCCCCUUCGCCGUCUACGACGUAUGCUGGAGCACCUUCGCCUAGAAAACGUAGCUUGAGCGCUACCCUAGAUACAGAAGAAAAGCCCGCGACACCAGCACCCCACCGACCGAAUCCUAUCUCGUCGAUUUUGAACCCGGCUGCGGCGCAAGACACAAACAUCGAUCCAUCGCUAUCAAGCCUGUCGCAAAAGAGUGCAGACUCCCCUUCCGCUACCCAAGAAGACAAGACCACCCGCAAAGAAAGACUCAAAAGAGAAGCAGAGUUGAUGAGGCAAGAGCUGGCGAAACGCGAAAGAGAACUACAAGAGCUAGGUGAUGACUGA
Didymosphaeria variabile is the source of this 1476-nucleotide messenger RNA. RefSeq names its product GATA type transcriptional activator (gene SFU1). Lineage: Eukaryota; Fungi; Ascomycota; Dothideomycetes; Pleosporales; Didymosphaeriaceae. Gene Ontology annotation, biological process: positive regulation of transcription by RNA polymerase II; negative regulation of transcription by RNA polymerase II. The record is from RefSeq and is a predicted model, not a curated record. Bases 1 to 1476 code for a protein of 491 amino acids. Gene Ontology annotation, molecular function: zinc ion binding; RNA polymerase II cis-regulatory region sequence-specific DNA binding; DNA-binding transcription factor activity, RNA polymerase II-specific. The transcript is spliced from 3 exons.